Messenger RNA from Sphenostylis stenocarpa, 939 nucleotides. The record is from the annotation of a GenBank genome assembly. Lineage: Eukaryota; Viridiplantae; Streptophyta; Magnoliopsida; Fabales; Fabaceae.
AUGGCUGAUUUUUUGACCUCUACUCACCGGGCAAAGUGGAUUUUCUCCUCUCAUCAGCUGGUUGAAAAAUAUAAAGCUGCUAAUCAGAGAGCCAAACAAAUUCUAGAGAAGUAUGGUGCAACUCUAAUGGAAGUAGAUAUUGAUGGAUCGCUGUCAUAUCCAGAACCCCAGAUGACGGUAAAGGACAGUGGUGAGAAGCAUUCUCGGACAAAACCUCUUAGUAUUGAAGAAGAACAAUGCAUACGAGUAUUUUUUGAAAACAAGCUACAAGAAGUAUGUAACAAUUUCCGCUUCCCUCACAAGAUCCAGGCAACGGCCCUUAUCUAUUUUAAAAGAUUCUAUCUGCAAUGGUCGGUGAUGGAACAUCAACCAAAACAUAUUAUGUUGACCUGCAUAUAUGCUGCUUGUAAGAUAGAAGAAAAUCAUGUGUCGGCUGAGGAGCUUGGUAAGGGGAUUUCACAGGAUCAUCAAAUGAUUCUCAAUAAUGAGAUGAUAGUUUAUCAGAGUUUGGAAUUUGAUCUAAUUGUUUUUGCACCAUAUCGCGCGGUUGAAGGUUUUAUAAAUGAUAUGGAGGAAUUCUGCAGUGCUGGUGAUGAUCAGCUUCAAAUGCUCGAGACUUUGCAAAAGACAGCAAGAUCGGAACUUGAUAAAAUGAUGCUUACAGAUGCACCACUUUUAUUUCCUCCUGGGCAGUUAGCCUUGGCUGCUUUGGGCAACUCAAAUGCAGUGCAUAAAGUCAUUGACUUCGAUAGUUAUCUUGAGAGCAUUUUUUCCCGUCAGAAUUGGACGCAUACAAUGACCGAGCUUACUGAAUCACUACAUGCAAUUGAUUCUUGUGUUAGAAAAUACAAAAUUUCUUCCGAGAAGGAAUUGAAACAUAUCAACCGAAAACUGAAGGCUUGUUGGGGUCAUAACUCUCAUGACGAGUACUUUCUUUAA